Molecule: messenger RNA, 1842 nt
Organism: Cotesia congregata
Lineage: Eukaryota; Metazoa; Arthropoda; Insecta; Hymenoptera; Braconidae
Source: the annotation of a GenBank genome assembly
AUGGAAAAUUGUAUUGAAUAUUUUCGUAAGCUUAAAGGCAAAGGCAAAUCUCCAGAUGGUUUUGAUGAAAAUUUAGCUGUUUUACAAAAAGAAGCUCAAAAAAACGGCCUAGAUAAUUUAUGUAUCAAAGUAAUUGCUCAUGUCAUUAGGAGAAAUGAAUUACAUAAUAAAGAACUGGAGGCAAUGAUAGUAUAUUGGCUGGCAGAUCAUAAACUUUUACCAAUAACUGUCUCAGUACACAUUCUCCAGUGGUUCAUCGGACUAUGGGAGUACCAGUUAUCAGAUAGAGAGAUAAUAAAUAGUUAUUAUGACUGCUUCUUUUACCAGUUGCUGAAGCGUGAAAAAACUGAAUCUGUGAUUACAAGGCUGAUUUAUUUAUUAACAAAACCACAAGACGUGACUCGUAGACAAGUGAGAAGGCUGAUUAAACACCAAGAACAGUAUCCGAAGCCUCCCAAGCACAUUUCUGCGUUAUUGUCUCUGUUUAAAUCAUACAAGCCUGAGUUAGUCCCUGAGAAAAUUCCCUCGCUGAACGUCGAGAGCGUCUGGAAGCCUAUACCAGAAGUCUUAAGAGCCGGAUUUGAAGAUGCAAAGAACCGCUGCAGUGGAAUCGAGUCCCGGGUACUGGAGAUUUUUGACUGGAAUCCGGUAAAAAUGCCUGUUAAAAAUCAAUCUGUACCUCUACUGCCGUCGAUGAGGUACUUCCAAAUGGGCUCUAGCAUUUACAAAGACCAAGACACGAAAACUUUGUUUGAUAUUAACAGUUUUCAAGAUAUAGGAAAGUAUCACUUUCAAUUAGAGCUGCCUUCGAAUGCCAUAUCGUUGCUGGCAAAUAACGCUGGCUAUCACUGCCUGACAUUUGCGAACUAUGAAUUCCAGAGUAGGUUUUCUUUUAAUUUAUAUUUAGCGCUAAGAAGAGCGUUUAUCAUUGAGAACAAUGCGUUUUCGUCUGAACAAAAAGCGCAGUUGCUUGAUAUGACUACUGAGUUUUGUAAAUAUAUGAAGCAAGGUAUUCCCGUGGUUCUAAGAUUCUUCAUGGAGUACACCGCUUAUGACUCUGGUGAAUUCAGAAGCAAAUUGUUGAAUUUGUUUGAAUGGUCGACGACUAUUUCCGUAGCUGAGCUGGAAGAUCUUGCUAAUUAUUUUGACUCGUUUAUCAACCAAAGGUUUGGAAAAGAGAAAUUCAAGCCUUCGCCGUUCUUAGGACAAGUUCCAACAAAUAAAUUAUCUGAUCUGAUUCCGGCAAUUCUCAAGACCGUCGACCACUUUAUGACCAACGGUCUGAGUAUUCACAACAACUCUGUGCUGCUUCUCGACAAAGGAAUCGAGUUUUAUGAAACCAUUAACAGAUUAGCGAGUCGCUGCGAACCUCCAUGGCUGAUUAUCGCGCCUCCGAGUUUGAUUUACGGAGGAUUUGUGUCCAAGAGUGCUGCAAUCAUUUCGCAGAUCUGUGAUUUACUCAUCAAUUAUCGUAAGAUAUAUAGUCAAAUUAAUGACUCAAGAGUGAGAGAAAUUUACGAAGCCGAGGCAAAGGCUCUGAAAAUUUAUACCUCUGAUUUGGGCAACGCCUUGUGGAAUGAUCAAAUAUUUUCUAUAAGGCACGAUGGGCAAUUUUUAAGGUCACUGCCAAACAAGAUGAUUACCAAUUUACCAAAAAGCAAAGAAUAUUCAUUAAAUAUCAGCAAUCACAUCGCUUUUUUGCCAUACAGAUCAACGUUAAUUAAUAGUAACUUUGCUAUUGGACCAAAAGAUCUGGCGUUGUGUCUAGCUGAAAAUUAUUUGCCGGCAAUUAGUAAUUUUAUACGAUCAUUAGAUGAUUAUGAGAGUGAAAAUGAAACGUAA